AUGAAGAAAGAUAGAGAACCAAUAGAUGAAGAUGAAAUGAGAAUAACAUCAACUGGGAGAAUGACCAACUAUGUUAAUUAUGCUGCUAAACUUCUUGGGGAAGAAGAAAAAAAAAGUAUAAAAAUAAAAGCCACUGGAAAUGCAAUUGCAAAAGCAGUAACUUUAACAGAAAUCGUUAAAAGAAGAUUUAAAGGAUUACAUCAAAUUACAAAAUGUGGAAGCACUAUUAUAACAGAUCAGUAUGUUAGUGGACAAGAUAAUAACGAACAUGUUGUUCAAGAAAAGACUGUUUCUUUUAUUGAAAUUUUAUUAUCAAGAGAUCAAUUAGAUACUAAAGAUGCAGGUUAUCAACCACCCUUAGACGAGAAAUAUGUUAAAGAAAUGACACCUGAAGAAAUUGUUAAUUCUAGAGGAUUUAGAGGUAGAGGAUUUAGACCAAGAUAUUACAGAGGCUUUAGAGGAGGAAGAGGUAGUGGAUUUUUAAGAAGAGGUGGAUAUAGAGGAUUUUCAGAAAGAAUGUAUGAAGGAAGAAAUAGUUUUAGAGGUGGUAGAGGUGGAGGAUAUGGAGGUAGUUUUGGUAGAGGUGGAUACAGAUCUGGUGGUGGUGGAAUGGGAGGUGGAAGAGGUGGAUACAGAGGUGGAUAUAGAGGAGGAAGAGAAGGUGGCUACAGAGGGGGAAACAGAGGAGGAGGAUACAGAAGCGGCAGAGGUGGAUAUAGAGGAGGAAGAGCUCUUUCAUAA
Molecule: messenger RNA, 741 nt
Organism: Plasmodium gallinaceum
Lineage: Eukaryota; Apicomplexa; Aconoidasida; Haemosporida; Plasmodiidae
Product: DNA/RNA-binding protein Alba 1, putative
Exons: 1
Coding region: 1-741 (246 amino acids)
Molecular function (GO): RNA binding
Source: RefSeq, a predicted model, not a curated record